GAGGCUGGGAGGUGCGGCGCUGUCAUGGAGGACGCCGAGACGCCCCGGCAGAUGGAAGGCGUCGCUGGAAGGCCUGGGGCGCCGUCGGCGACGAGUCCGGGAGGAGCGCUGGUGGAGCUCACCGCGACCCCCGGCGGCCUGGCCCUGGUGAGCCCCUACCACACGCACCGGGCCGGGGACCCCUUAGACCUCGUGGCGCUCGCAGAGCAGGUGCAGAAGGCUGAUGAAUUCAUCCGAGCAAAUGCCACCAAUAAGCUGACAGUCAUAGCUGAGCAAAUCCAACACUUGCAGGAACAAGCCAGGAAGGUGUUGGAAGAUGCUCACAGAGAUGCUGAUUUGCACCAUGUAGCUUGUAAUAUAGUGAAAAAGCCUGGCAACAUAUACUACCUUUAUAAGCGGGAGAGUGGUCAGCAGUACUUUUCCAUUAUUUCUCCAAAGGAGUGGGGGACAGGUUGCCCACAUGAGUUCCUUGGUGCCUUCAAACUCCAGCACGACUUGUCCUGGACUCCAUAUGAAGACAUUGAGAAGCAGGAUGCUAAAAUCAGCAUAGUGAGCAAGUUGCUAAGCCAGCCAGUGGCCCUGCCUCCAGGCGCUGAGCCCAGCCUCCAGGGACUGACACACUGAGAGUGGACACUGGCAGCCUGCUGGCACAGCCGGGACCCGCCGCCUCCGCCUUGUCCCUCUCUGCUUCAGUGGGAGCUGCGUGAGAACUGAGGGGAUGUUGGUGAAUCAUGAACUUCUUAGAAACCUGUAUGAAUGUAAAUGUUGUCAUUGUUAAUCACGUAUGGGUGGGAUGGUAAUGAUUUACAUUUUGGGAUCCUCUCUGGGCCACAGGUCCCUAAUCCAUCAGUUAGGCAUGCUUGUGUGUCCUCCCCAUCUCCUCAUUGCCAUCUGUUACCCUCAGAAAUCAGAGCAUGAGAGAAAGAGAAGUCUCUUCUUCCCACAGUCAGGUUGGCAAUUCUUCUGCUGAAUAGGCUGCUUUUAGUCUUUAGGAACUGGAAAUGUUUAAGAUUGGGGCUGGCUCUCAACAAUGUAACUUCGGCUUCAGAUUCAUCUGGAGCAAGAAUGUUGGGUGGAGGAGGAUUAUAAACAGCUUCACUUGCCUGGAGUAGAGAGUGUGAUGCUGGUACGUCUGCACCACUGGGGAGGUUUGAGCUGCCCUUUCUGCCUAGCUAGAGUGACCAGAGAGCCUGAGGCAGCAGCACUGGCUAGGAUUGGGGUGGGUCAGCUUCUAACACAGGUUUUGGACUUGGAGGAGAUGCGGUGCUGGUUGUAGGUGGCACUGGGCAUUGUAGGAAUGCACUCAGCAGCUUGGCGAGGAGAAGGUUGAGUCCAGUGGCAGCAGCAGGACAAAUCAUGUACACAGCUGCUUUAAAAUACUAUGAAAAAGAAACUAGAGCAAUGGUGAGAAACAAGAAAACAGCCGUUGCGUUGAUUAUAAGUUAGUUCAGAUGGAAACUCAGUUUGACCUGAAUUAUUUGCAAACUUAGAACUGAGGCUUUUGAGCUAGAUUAUUCUUUUCUGAUUUGAGAGGGGUCCUUGUGAGACUCUUCUUUAUUUUGUUUGUUCAGAGUAUUAACUAACUUUACACGCAGGCUAUACUGAUACUGGUGCCAUGUAAUCUAUAAGAACAUGCUUUAAUGUACUAAGAGAUGUGUACUUGAAACUACUUCUAAGUUCCUUACUGGGGGUGGAUGUCUGUCGUGCAAUUUUCUUGAGGAUACCCUAACCCCAUUCUGGUGUUCUUGGCCUGGUCUUAUAAGCUGUGCUUCUUGUGAGUUAUAUGUGGCCUGCAAAAUCCUAGCAUAAGAUGGGGCUUGAACCUGACAAGGUCCCACGGGUGAUACUGGGUGACUCAGUUCACGGGGCAAUGUUCUGUUGAACCAGCUGCAAAAGCCUGAGUGGACACACACACAGUAGCUGAUUCUGACUUGCGAAAGCACCCCAGCUUGUCAGAAGGCUCAGAGCUGCAUGAUAAUGAUAUAUUUUGAGUAGGUGCUUUAUUGCUGCAUAAAUAACCACACAUUUAAUGACUUAAAACAUAUAUUUAGUAUUUCAUAGUAGACCAGGGGUCAUCUUCACUUAACUGGGUCCUCCGCUUCAGGGUUUCUCACAAGGCUGCAAUCACGUUACUGGCCAGGGCUGGGUUCUCAUCUGAAGGGAGACUCAACUGGAGGAGGAUCUGCUUUCCAGCGUACUGCGUUGCUGGCAGAAUCUCCUUCCUCAAGGGUUGAUGGGCUGAAGCGCUCUGCUCACUAACAUACUGUCAGCCCAAGGCUGCCUUCAGGCCUCUGCUACUUGGGCGUAGCCAAAACGACAACUUUCUUUGUCCAAGUCAGCAAGGAUGAGGGUCUGCUAGUAGGAUGGAAGCUAUAUACUCAUGUAGGAAUUUUUAGUAGUUUAUGGCUGCUUAAAAUUGCCACAAAGUGACACAAUCCCUUUAAUACCAUGUAUUCUAUUGCUUAGAAGCAAGUCACAAGGUCAGCCUACACUCAGUGGAGGGAACACUGGGGCCUGACUACUGGAAGGCAGGGAUAUUGAGUCAUCGGAAAGGUCCCACUGUCAAUCUUCUUGCCACAGUGCACAGAGACAGAGAAAGGCGUGUGGGGUAAAAGGCAGGGUGACAAGGCGGCUAAUGAGCAUGGUGGUGUUCAAGCCACAUCUGGACUUGUCUCUCAACCCUGACAAAGUAGCCGCCCACCUGGGACCCUGCUGCCUCCUCUGCCCCUCUCCAGCCCUUUCUGUGUAGGGCAUCAGCCAGCUGCUGUGAAAAUGAAAGUCUUCCUCAUUCUUGAGGUAACUACUCGGACAGAAAAACAGUGUAUCCAACAAAGAGAACUCCCUUCUGCUCAAUAAGGUGCAUCCCCCACACUGGCCACCAGCUUGUAUCAUUGCUCUUUUCCUGAUUAAGCAAUCACAGAGCUCAGGGAAAGUGGAGGUAGCUCUCAGAAUGGGGAAGAAGGGUGCAGUAAUACAGUGACCAUUUUUCGUUCACUUGUCCAUCUGUCUAUCUGACCAUUUCUUGAGAUUAGGUACUUUGUAGUUCCAGGUUCUGGAGAGUGAACAGAUGAGGAAGACAGGCCCCUGUUUGUAAGCAGCUCACAGCUUUAUAGGCUAUGAAAGCAAGUCAAGCUCACAACACGGUAGAAGAAGGGCUAGGACAGGCAUUUGUGGAGCAUGGUAUCCUGUGGAGCGGCGCCUGACACCUUGGAGACUGGCAAGACUCCUUGGAGUAGCUGAUACCUGUGUAGAGGUUAAAUAAGUUAAUGCUUGUGUCAGCUACAACCUUCCCCUCUACAGAGAUUGUCUUCAGGGGUUCAGUUGGGGUUUACUUUUGGAUGGGGUUUGUGAGUGGAAAAGGGAUAUCCACUUAACCAUAUCAAUCACUUGACAAUCAGGAUGGGUGAGGAGAGAGACGUGUGUGCUAGAAAACUUGCUUCGCACAGCUAAGAGAUAGGUAAGUGAAGACUGGGAUGAAAAUCAAUGGCAGACCAAAAAAAAAAAGAAAAGGUGAAGGUUGUUGACAAGGCAAUAAGACAUUUGGGGGGUUGUAGCCAGUUUCAGGUGAAGAACUUUGCCAGGGGUGAAAGGAGAAGAGCAAGUUAAGGGGUUUGAGGUAACACUGCCCUUCUAGCAUCUCAUUUUGGCAGCAUAGGGGCGGGGAGCGAAGACCACUAGCGGCCUCCAUCCCCACCCCUCGUCCAGGCACUGGCCGACAGAGAUCUGAACUGAGACAGGGGAGGUGGAAAGAGUUGCCUUGUUUCAUCAAUUUAAGGGAUACUGUUCUUCCCCCAUACUUUAAUACUUCUGAAACCGGGAUGCUUCUAAAAGAUGACAGCCUGUUAUAAUGUAAGUGGCAGCGUAUUUUUUUUCUUAGGGUGACAUAAAACAAUGAUGUUUUUGAA
Condylura cristata (star-nosed mole) is the source of this 3905-nucleotide messenger RNA. RefSeq names its product chromosome unknown open reading frame, human C1orf50. The coding region runs from base 25 to 624 and encodes 199 amino acids. The record is from RefSeq and is a predicted model, not a curated record. Lineage: Eukaryota; Metazoa; Chordata; Mammalia; Eulipotyphla; Talpidae. The transcript has 5 exons.